Molecule: messenger RNA, 1800 nt
Organism: Macadamia integrifolia
Lineage: Eukaryota; Viridiplantae; Streptophyta; Magnoliopsida; Proteales; Proteaceae
Product: pentatricopeptide repeat-containing protein At3g25210, mitochondrial-like
Exons: 2
Coding region: 253-1407 (384 amino acids)
Molecular function (GO): protein binding
Source: RefSeq, a predicted model, not a curated record
AUCAUUCAAAAAUCAGAGUCGGAUCGAAAUUAGCUGCGAUCAAUUUGACCUAUUUUGGCCGAUUCUGACUUAUUCUGAUAAGAUUUUGAUCGAUUUUGACUGAUUCGAUCCUCCGUUUCCGAUAUCCAGAACCUUGAAGAGGGGUAAGCGAUGAAAAUAGGUCUAUGGAGAUGGGUCUGAGAAGGGGUGAGCUGAUAUGAAGUAGCAAAGGGUUGAAGCUUUGCUAUACCAGCACUCAAGAAAUUGGUAGUAAUGUUGCAGCGCCUCUCAUCCCUUCUCAAUAAGAGCAAUUGUCUCUCCCCCACCUCAUAUGUUCCUCUCUGCAAUUUCAUUAAUGGCUGCACCUCUAAAUUCCAAAACCCUAAAACAGAAAUGGCUUUAAUCUCCAGUUCUCUGUUAGCUCACCUUUCGCAUCGGUCUAUUGGCUCGUCCGCUUCGCUUCUCUGCAACCCUUUGGAAAAUCCUAAUAUUCUAACCUCUUCACCAGAAAAUUCCAUUAUGUAUAACCCAGGUCCUCGAACCCGAACUCCUCUUGAAAAGCAAUUUGAGACUUGGAUUGACAAGCUUAAGCCUGGUUUCACCCCUGAAGAAGUCGAUGUUGCUCUCCGUUCUCAAUCAGACCCUGAUCUUGCCCUCGACAUCUUCCGGUGGACUGCACAGCAGCGUUGCUAUAAACAUAACCAUGUCACUUACCACACCAUGAUCGACAUCGCCUUGACUGGGAAGCGCUUCGGGCAUGCUGAAACCCUAAUGGAGGAGGUCCUUGCUGGUGCAUGCUCUGGUAGUGUCACUCUCUACAAUUCAAUGAUCCGGUUCUGCUGUAGCCAAAAACGACUGUUCAACCGUGCAUUUGAUGUUUACAAGAGAAUGCUGAGAUUGCCAGAUUUCAGAUCUUUACUGAAACAGAUGAAGGCUUCUGGUGUCAUUCCAGAUACACAUGUGUUGAAUAUGAUCAUAAAAGCUUACUCAAAGUGCAUUCGAAUGGAUGAAGCUAUUAGGGUUUUUCGUGAAAUGGGUUUAUAUGGUUGUGAACCAAAUGCAUAUACUUACAGUUAUAUUACAAAGGGUUUCUGUGAGAAGGGGAAGGUGAGCCUGGGUUUGGGGUUUUAUAAGGAGAUGAGGGGUAAGUGUUUGGUUCCAACUAGCAGUACUUACAUGACGCUGAUUUGUAGCCUUGCAAUGGAAUGGAUGUUUGAAGAUGCUAUUCACAUUCUGUUUGAUAUGUUGGAUAAUUCUAUGUCUCCUGAUCUCUUAACAUAUAAGACUCUGUUAGGAGAAUUGUGUAGGGAAGGGAAGGGAAAUGAAGCUCUUGAGCUUCUUGAAGAAUUGACGAAGAAGGAUGUUUUGAUGGGGGAGAAAACUUACAAAACCUUGUUGAGGGAAGUGCAGUUUCGAAAUGGGGACUAAAAGUCCAACUGUGAUGCCUGAUUUUCAUUGUUGUAUUUAUAUGUGUCUUCCAAAUUACAUUAUAUUCAUAUAUCCAUGAUAAUAUUGUUUGGGACUACCAGGAAAGGCCGUGGUAUUGCUUUGAAGAUUGAUUAAUCAUCUUUCUUUGCACAGCUUGGGAAGCUGCAAUAUUUUUUUUCUGUUUUGUCUCUUGGUUUCUGCUUAUGUCAAUGCCGAAGGUGGAUACUUGGGACAAAAGUGGAGUCUAUUUCUGUGCUGAUGGGAGUACUGUAGGUGGAGUAUAGACUUUUAUGUUUUUUCCCCAUUUAGAUAUGCCAGGACUUUAAACUAUUUGUACAUCCUUUUCUUAUAAUAUAAUCUUUUGCUGAUCUUUAGCAAAAAUUCAAAUUCAAA